Rana temporaria (common frog) is the source of this 5450-nucleotide messenger RNA. Its product is annotated as zinc finger protein 850-like. The coding region runs from base 172 to 5043 and encodes 1623 amino acids. The transcript is spliced from 8 exons. Gene Ontology annotation, molecular function: RNA polymerase II cis-regulatory region sequence-specific DNA binding; DNA-binding transcription factor activity, RNA polymerase II-specific. The record is from RefSeq and is a predicted model, not a curated record. Gene Ontology annotation, biological process: regulation of transcription by RNA polymerase II. NCBI's taxonomy places the organism in Eukaryota, Metazoa, Chordata, Amphibia, Anura, Ranidae.
UCCAGUAAUGGGAACCCACCAGAGAGAUGUCCUCGUCCUCUGUAUUCCCGGGAUUCCACACAGGAAGAUCAUAACUAUGUACACCAUGAUCAGGGCGAAGAAGUGAAAGACAUCAAAGUUGAGGAUAAAGAGAAAGAAGAAGAGAGGUUGGUGAGAGGCGCUCAGCAGUCCAUGGAGGAAGAUGGACGCGAUGGUCGGAGUACCUCGGAGGGACAUCGGCUUCCAUCUCCAAAUAAUACAGAUGGACAUCGUGUUCAGAGAACCUCCUCUGAGGGACAUGGACUUUUAUCUCCAGAUAAUACAGAUGGACAUCGUGUUCAGAGAACCUCCUCUGAGGGACAUGGACUUUUAUCUCCAGAUAAUACAGAUGGACACCAUGGUCAGAGGAUCUCCUCUGAGGGACAUCGGCUUUUAUCUCCAGAUAAUACAGAUGGACACCGUGGUCAGAGGAUCUCCUCUGAGGGACAUCGGCUUUUAUCUCCAGAUAAUACAGAUGGACACCAUGGUCAGAGGAUCUCCUCUGAGGGACAUCGGCUUUUAUCUCCAGAUAAUACAGAUGGACACCGUGGUCAGAGGAUCUCCUCUGAGGGACAUCGGCUUUUAUCUCCAGAUAAUACAGAUGGACACCGUGGUCAGAGGAUCUCCUCUGAGGGACAUCGGCUUUUAUCUCCAGAUAAUACAGAUGGACACUGUGGUCAGAGGAUCUCCUCUAAGGGACAUCGCCUUUUAUCUACAGAUAAUACAGAUGGACACCAUGGUCAGAGAACCUCCUCUGAGGGACUUUUAUCCCCGGAUAAUACAGAAGACAAUGGAAUCGCACAGAAGGUCCCUCACAUUAUACGUCGGACACCUCAGCACCCCCAACCAUCCAUGGAUCCUUCCAGUCCCGAGGAACCAUCCCACCAAUCACAUACUAGGACUUCAGAUGUCCAUCCAAGUCCUCACAGUGUAGACACAUCUACAGAUACUUCUAAUCCCGAAGAAUCUUCCAUAAACCAUGAAGGAGCUCACACGGGAGAAAGUCCACUGUCCUGUUCAGUGUGCGGGAAAUCUUUCACUGAAAAGAGAAACCUUCUCACACACCAGAGAAUUCACACGGGUCAGCGUCUUUUCCAAUGCUCGGUGUGCGGGAAAAGUUACGUUCGGAAAGAAAGACUUGUUAUCCACCAAAGAAUUCACACUGGUGAGCGUCCUUAUUCGUGUUCAGAGUGCGGGAAGUGUUUCACUGAAAGAGAAACGCUUCGUAGACACCUGAAAUCUCACACGGGGGAGCGCCCCUAUUCAUGCUCUGAGUGUGGGAAAGGUUUCAUUUGCAAAAAUGACCUUCUAAAACACCAGAGAAUUCACACUGAUGAGCGUCCUUAUUCGUGUUCAGAGUGCGGGAAGUGUUUCACUGAAAGAAGAACGCUUCGUAGACACCUGAAAUCUCACACGGGGGAGCGCCCCUAUUCAUGCUCUGAGUGUGGGAAAGGUUUCAUUUGCAAAAAUGACCUUCUAAAACACCAGAGAAUUCACACUGAUGAGCGUCCUUAUUCGUGUUCAGAGUGCGGGAAGUGUUUCGCUGAAAGAAGAACGCUUCGCAGACACCUGAAAUCUCACACGGGGGAGCGCCCCUAUUCAUGCUCUGAGUGUGGGAAAGGUUUCAUUAGCAAAGAAGAACUUCUAAAACACCAGAGUAUUCACACUGGUGAGCGCCCUUUUCCAUGCUCAGAGUGCGGGAAAUGUUUUAAACAAAAAAGAACGCUUGUCAUACACCAGAGAAUUCACACAGGCGAGCGUCCUUUCUCAUGUUCAGUGUGCGGGAAGUGUUUCAGUCAUAAAGUAAGCCUAUUUAGACACCAGAAAAUCCACACAGGUGAGCGACCACAUUCAUGUCCUAAGUGCGGAAAAUGUUUUGUUCGGAAAGAAGAACUUCUAAAACACCAGAGCGUUCACACUGGUGAGCGCCCUUUUCCAUGCUCAGAGUGCGGGAAAUGUUUUAAACAAAAAAGAACGCUUGUUAUACACCAGAGAAUUCACACAGGCGAGCGUCCUUUCUCAUGUUCAGUGUGCGGGAAGUGUUUCAGCCAUAAAGUAAGCCUAUUUAGACACCAGAAAAUCCACACAGGUGAGCGACCACAUUCAUGUCCUAAGUGCGGAAAAUGUUUUGUUCAGAAAGAAGACCUUCUAAAACACCAGAGAGUUCACACUGGUGAGCGCCCUUUUCCAUGCUCAGAGUGCGGGAAAUCUUUUAAACAAAAAAGAACGCUUGUUAUACACCAGAGAAUUCACACAGGCGAGCGCCCCUAUUCAUGCUCAGAGUGCGGGAAAUGUUUUGCCGAGAAAAGAAUACUACUUAUACACCAGCGAAGCCACACGGGCGAACGUCCCUAUUCAUGCUCAGUGUGCGGGAAGUGUUUUAGGGAGAAAAUAAACCUUCUCGCGCAUCAGAUUGUUCACACAUGCAAGCGUCCCUAUUCGUGCUCAGAGUGCGGGAAAAGUUUCAAUCAGAAACAAAGCCUCCUUACGCAUCAGAAAAUUCACACGAGCGACCGCCCUUUCUCAUGCUCGGUGUGCGGGAAGUGUUUCAUUCAGAAAGGAAACCUUCUUUCACACCAGAGAAUUCACACGGGCGAGCGUCCUUUCUCAUGCUCGGCGUGCGGGAAAUGUUUCGGCCGUAAAGCAUGCCUCCUUAGACACGAGAGAGCUCACACAGGGGAGCGUCCUUUUUCAUGUUCAGAGUGCGGAAGAUUUUUCAGUGAUGAGGGAAGCCUUCUUGAGCACCAGAGGAUUCACACGGGGGAGCGUCCUUGCGGAGAUUAUGUCCAGAACUCCUCGGAUUUUAAUGCCGAAGAAACUGGAAUCACACAACACUUUCCAGGAGAAGAUCCUGUUCCUCAGAAUAUACAUCACAGACCUUCCCAUUUACGGCUGUCAAUGGAUCCCUCUCAUCCUGAGGAAUCAUUUGAUCCAUCAUAUGCUAUGACUUCCAAUAUCCAUCCAAUAUCUCACAGUGUCAAUCGAUCAAUAGAUCCAUCUACUCCUAAGGAAUCUUCUUCGAACCACGAAGGAGCUCACACAGGAGAGUCUUCAUGGUCAUGUUCCGUGUGUAAUAAAUCGUUCACCAAAAAGAGAAACCUCCUUGCGCACCAGAGAAUUCACACCGGUGAGGGUCUUUUCCAAUGUUCAGAGUGCGGGAAAAGUUUUGUCCGGAAAGAAAAACUUGUCAUACACCAGAGAAUUCACACCGGCGAGCGUCCCUUUUUAUGUUCGGAGUGUGGAAAAGGUUUUGCCGAAAAGAGAACGCUUCAAAGACACCAGAGAUCUCACACGGGGGAGCGUCCCUAUCCAUGUGGGGAGUGCGGAAAACGUUUCAUUCAGAAAGAAGACCUUCUCAAACACCACAGAAUUCACACUGGUGAGCGACCCUAUACGUGUUCCGAGUGCGGGAAAUGUUUCACUGAAAAAAGAACGCUGGUCAUACAUCAGAGAAUCCACACGGGGGAGCGGCCCUAUGCGUGUUUAGCGUGCGGGAGGUGUUUCUCUGAGAGAAGAAUACUUCUUAUACAUCAGCGAAGCCACACGGGUGAGCGUCCCUUUCCAUGUUUGGAGUGCGGGAAAUGUUUCAAUGAAAAAAGAAAUCUUAUUAUGCAUCAGAAAAUUCACACAGAAUGCGGGAAAGGUUUCGUUCAAAAAGGAAACCUUCUCUCACACCAGAGAAUUCACACAGGCGAGCGUCCUUUCUCCUGUUUGGUGUGCGGGAAAUCUUUCAGUCAUAAAGAUUAUAAAGUAGUGAAGAAAACAUCUGGAGAUCCAUUAACACCCAGCAGCCGUAUUCUCAGGACAUCACCCAUCACAGUGCCUCCAUCUCACUGCCUGACAACAGAGAUAACCAGAGCCAAGAAGAUUCUAGAAGUCAUCAAGAAGAUCACUGAGCUGCUGACAGGAGAGGUUGAAGAACUAAAAGACAUCAAAGUUGAGGUUAAAGGGGAAGAAGAAGAGAGGUUGGUGAGUGGAGAUCAGCAGUCUAUGGAUGAGGGGGAGAUGAUUAAGAAAGGUGAACAGGAGGAAUCUUCUCUUUAUAUCAACAAACGUGGACACUACGUCUGGAAUACCUCAGAAGGACAUAUGAUGUUAUCUCCAGAUUAUAAUGCAGAAGAUAACGGGAUUGCACAAUAUUCUCCAGGAGGAAAUCCCGUUACCCAAAGCACACCUCACAGGCCUUACUAUCCGGAGAGAAUAAUCAAUCCUGCCAAUGUUGAGGAAUCUGCUAUUCAAUCACAUGCUGGCAAUCCAGACAUCCUCCUGAGAGCUCACAUUGUGGAUAAACCAACAUGUCCAUCUAAUCCCCAAAAAUCUUCUUUAAGCCAAGAAGGCACUCACACAGGAGUGAGUUCAUUAUCAUGUACAGCGUGCGGGAAAUCUUUCAGUGAAAACAGAGCACUUCUUAGACACCAGAAAACUCACAGAUCUGAGCGUCCUUUCUUAUGUUCACAGUGCGGAAAAUGUUUUAUUGAGAAAGCACACCUCCUUAUACACCAGAGGAUUCACACAGGCGAGCGUCGCUAUUCGUGUUCCGAGUGCGGGAAAAGUUUCAUUCAGAGAGGAGGCCUCUUUAAGCACCAGCGCAGUCACACGGGUGAGCGCCCCUAUCCCUGUACAGAGUGCGAGAAAUGUUUCAUUCAGAAAGAAGACCUUCUAAAACACCAGAGGAUUCACACAGGUGAGCGCCCUUAUUCGUGUUCGGAGUGCGGAAAGUGCUUCAACCUGAAGGGAAACCUUCGCAAACACCAGAAAAUUCACAACGGCGAGCGCCCCUUUUCUUGUUCAGUGUGCGGGAAAUGUUUCAUUCGGAACACAUCGCUUGUUAGACACCAGAAGAUUCACACGGGCGAGCGUCCUUAUUCGUGUUCAGAGUGCGGGAAAUGUUUCAUUCAGGAGGGAGAACUUAUUAUACACCAAAGAAUUCACACGGGGGAGCGUCCUUUCUUUUGUUUCGAGUGCGGGAAAUGUUUUGGCUAUAGACAAGCACUUAGUAGACACCAGAGAAUUCACACAGGCUAAGUUCGGUAUAUUGAGGGCAUUACAAACAUUUAUUGAAGUUUUUUCGGCCUGUGUGGAUUCAAUUAUAACAAUAUGGUUCUCUAAACAAAGAGUUGUGACUUGAUCCCACGCUCACAUUGGCGGCAUCAUAGAACUAACAAAUAUGGAAAUUGAAGUGCCAGGCCACUGCUAAGAGGUCCGAAUGCUACUUUCUUCCGCUAAACGUCAGAGGGACAAUCCAAAGAGUAACCAACGCGUUUCUGCGUCCAAAAACACUCCCUUCGUCAGGGCUUAAUUGAAAACAGUGUGAAUGGGCUGGAAGUCAACUGGACUUUUUAUUACCAGACAAAUAAAAUUACAUACAGUGGAUAUAAAAAGUCUGCACACCCCUGUUAAAAUGUCAGGUUACCGUGAUGUAAAAAAAUGAG